Molecule: messenger RNA, 921 nt
Organism: Rotaria sordida
Lineage: Eukaryota; Metazoa; Rotifera; Eurotatoria; Philodinida; Philodinidae
Source: the annotation of a GenBank genome assembly
AUGAUUCCAUCACUUGUUAAUCUUGCAUCUCGUAUCUUGGGAAAAUAUUUUUUGUCUAUUGAAAGUUGUCGUUAUUUACCAAAUGAAAUUGUUGAAAAAAUUUUUGAUGAAUAUUUAAAAACAAUAUCAUCAUUAUCAAUAAUUAAUGAAAAUGAUCUUAUAAAAAUAAUCAAUAUUUUAACUGAUUAUCAUUCAGAUAUAUUUUGUACAAGUUUUUGUUAUUCUAUAACAAAUAAUUUAAAUUUUUUAACGGCUAAUUUUUAUCUUCAUUUAUUAAAACGUAUAAAUUUAAAUGUAAUUCAACUUGAUUUUUCAUAUGCUUUGGAAAAAUUUGAUCAUGAAGAAAAAAGAAAAAUUUUAAAUAUUAUUGGACAAAUGGAAAAUAUUGAAUAUUUAAGAUUAACUUUUAAUCAAUUAGAUGAUGAAGAUAUUCGAUUAUUAACAGCUAGUAAUCGAAUUCGAAGCAAAGCUUUAUGUAAUUUACAUAGUUUACAUCUUCAAGGAAAUAAUCUCACAAGUCAAUCAGGACGUUUUCUAAAAGCAUUAACGUCACUUGAUACUCUGUAUAUCUCACUAGUCGCUUCUCAUGAAAAGUCAAUAUUUAUUAAAGAAUUUGAUAAUCUUCAUGAAUGUAAUUGUUCAAUACAAAAUAGUUGGGAAGAAAUAACUAAUCGUGGAUGGAUUGCAAAAAUUUCUCAAUUACAAUCUUCAACAACAACAGUCGAUAAUAAUUUUUAUCGAAAACGACGUCGAGUUGACAAUGAUGAUUCUAUACAAUUAAUAAAACUUGUUCGAUUUUGUUCAACAUGUCAUCAAAGUUCUUCAUCAAAAGCAAUUAAAAAGAAAGAAAAAGUUGUUUCUGAUCCCAUAGGAUUUAUAGAUUCCACACAAGCAAAUGAUCUCUUAUCAUGUUAUUUAUAA